Messenger RNA from Sipha flava (yellow sugarcane aphid), 3370 nucleotides. RefSeq names its product lisH domain and HEAT repeat-containing protein KIAA1468 homolog. Lineage: Eukaryota; Metazoa; Arthropoda; Insecta; Hemiptera; Aphididae. Bases 219 to 3311 code for a protein of 1030 amino acids. Gene Ontology annotation, cellular component: trans-Golgi network; recycling endosome. The transcript is spliced from 20 exons. Gene Ontology annotation, biological process: intracellular cholesterol transport. The record is from RefSeq and is a predicted model, not a curated record. Gene Ontology annotation, molecular function: protein binding.
UGGCGUUAUCACCGACCGGCCGCGGUGUGACCAACCGUCGGCCGCCGUCGGAAACCACCACGUAGUAGCGCGGAUUCACCCGUUCGCCGAUAACGUCUUGUUUUUGAAAAUAAAAAUUGAAAGCCAUUUCCUCCGUGUCGACGAUCCGCAAAAUGCUAAACGUUCGCGCCAUGCCCUUCCUCCUCUAGUUUCCCGGUCGUCCCCGAGCGGCCGUGACCAUGAUGGCCGAGGACGGGCUGCCCGGACUCAACUACGCCGACAUAGCCAAAAAACUGUUGAACGACCGUCUGCUGCUCACCGCCCUGGAACUCCACUACGAGCUGGUCGAGGCUGGCAAAGAACUGCCCGGGCUACGGGAGUUCUUCUCGAACCCAAGCAAUUUCGAACACUCCUCUCCGCAGAACGACAACAUCAGCAUCACAUUGAGCAUGGCUCGAUCCUCGAGUCAGGCCACCUUGGACUCUCUGGAGAUGACCAGAUAUUCAGAGGACGGUGAUAAGACAAUAAACGAACGAGUCGCAAUACUUGAGUUUGAACUUCGCAAAGCCAAAGACACAAUAAACGCUCUUAGGACAAACUUGACGGUCGCAGCUGUAGAAUCUGAAGAGUUUGCUGGAGAAGAACCCAAAAUUAAUCAAUAUGAUGAUAGAAUCAAACCACAUGAGCAACGAGUUCUCAACUUUUUAGUUAAUGAAUACUUGAUGCAACAUAAUUAUAAGUUAACAUCAAUUACUUUUGCAGAUGAAAAUGAAAAUCAAGAUUUUGAAAUCUGGGAUGAUGUUGGCCUUAAUAUUUCAAGACCACCUCAUUUAUUAUCAAUGUAUAGGGAUCGAGCUAAAAGUUAUUUGAAAUCAGAUGUGUCCUGUCAAUGUGAAAAAAUUGAUUGCGUAAAUAUUUCUACCCAGAUAGAAGAAAACUCCAGUGAUCUAACAAAAAGAAUCUCUCAAUUAGAAAAUGAUAAUGAAAAUCUCAUUUCUCAAUUACAGUUGCUCAAAUCAUCCAAAGAUAAAUCUGAAAUUAAUACUGAGAUAUAUAAAGAAAAGUGGUUACGACCCAGCAAAAUAAAUAAACAAAUAAAAAAUCAUGAAUCAUCAGUUUUUCGUGAUACAUUAAUCGAUAAAUGUUGGCCUGAUCUACAAUUGCCAUUAAUGUGUUUGGAUGUGAGCUUGGAAGUUAUAACUGAUGAUGUCGAACUAAAUUUAUAUCCUCUACUGCGAUUGCUUGAAAAUCAAAGAUUACGUAACCAAAAUGAUGAAAAUCUCUUAGAAUCUGAAAAACAAGAAGAUUUUAUUAUUUUAAGUAUUCUUUUAAUGCAUAUCCAUCCGGAUGCAUCUGAAAGAGAAAAGUUGUUGUACUCUCUAUUUAAUAUGAGAAAAAAACCUAGUAAAAAAGAAAGAAAUUUUAUUAUAGGAGGUUUAUCUUGGUUUUUAAAAUAUUCAAACUGUGAUUUUUUUGAAAAAGAAUUAUUGCCCCAAUUAUGGCAUUUAUUGACAGAUAAAUAUGUUGAAAAAAGACUAUUAGUUGCAGAAGCUUGUUCUUGGUUUAGCCCUUUAAUUAGUUGUGAAUCAAGGCAAUCAUUACUCUCUGUAUUGCAACAAAUGUUAAUUGAAGACAUGGACGAAUCUGUUCGCGCAGCUACUAUUAAAAGUAUUGCUAUCAAUACUGUUUAUAUUUAUGAUAGUGACAAAUAUGCUCAAGUCGAAGAACUUCUUUUUGUCGGCCUUAAAGAUAAUUUUAAAUAUGUAAUUGAAAUCACCAUAGGAGUUUUGUUACCUGUAUUAGCUAAAUGGGCAUUUGAUAACGGCCGUUUACAAUCAAAUUGUUGCACAAAAUUAAUAAACUCUUUGACUACUCAAAUCAACGUUCUUGAUUGUCAAAAAAAAUCAGAAAAAACUAAUCAGUUAGAAUCCAAUUGUUGUUAUAUGGCUAAUGCUCUUCGUUCUAUUCUUCCAUACUUAGUGCUUUUUGUUGCAUCUGCUCCUGAAUGUUUAUCUUUACAAAAUAAAGAUACACCUAGAGGAGAAUUGAGGACAGGUUUUGCUGAUAUAUGCAUAGGUUUGUGUAACCCUACAGUAUUCUUUAAUGAUCCAAAUUAUACAAUUGGUACUGUGAUGUGUACAUUUGAUGCUGUUGUUGAGAACAAUCAAAUAACAUGGCCCAGGCUACAGUGGCUAUUUGAAUCCAUGUUACCUAAUUUAAUUGAAUCUUCAUCCCUGGUUUCAAUUGAAAAUCAAAAACUUUUGCAAUCGCUCAUGGCACUAUUCCAAUCAUUUUGUUAUGGAUUUGGAUCCAAGUUCACUCAAAAUAGAGUAAAACCAUUAUUUAUAAAGAAAAUCCAAAAUCUUGAAAAAUCAUUAGGGAAAAUAUCUAAUUCAUUGCCAUCAAUGUCUCUACUUUGUAUAUAUAUGUGUUCUAUAUUAGCUCCAAUCUCACAUGAAGAUAACGAACUAGAAAUAACACUUAAAAAGUAUGUGUGUUCUUUACCUUUAUGUGGGGUGCCUAUAGAUGUAUUGCACUUAACAAUCAGCCAAUUAGCCAUUAACCAUCAACACUUACAUGAGAUGAUAUUAUCAUCUCUCUGGGAAGGUGUAAUUAGUCAAAAAGAAGCAAUCCGUUUGGCCGUUACUAAACUACUACCCUCGGUCAUUCCACACUUGUCUGAUACGUUUACAACUAAUAGAAUUGUUCCUGCUCUUAUUACUCUGUCAAACGAUUCUAAUAGUGAUGUAAAAAUAGCUUUGGUUCCGGUUUUGGGACAGUUAAUGAUGUCUACCAAUAACAAGGAUACUAUAGAAAAGUGUCGUUUUCAAAUGAAAAGUCUCAUGGAUGAUAGGGCAUUAAGUGAGAGUAUAGUGUUUGCCACCGAACUCAUAACAACUUUUGGUAAAUUGGCUCCCAAGUCCGAUCAAGCGUACAGAGAAGAUGUAAUGAUGGUCCAGUUAAAUAUGUACUCUGGUGUAGCAGUAAGGACAUCUGACAUUACAAAGAAGGUAGAACUGGCACGUGUGCUGUUAGAUGCUUUCAGUACAGUUCUUUAUGAAUGCACUUUAUCCCAAAGUGCUAUUACAUUAUCUCUUUUACCUAGUUUAAGAUGCCUGGAAGAACUUUGCAAUGUUAAUAAUUUAUCUCAAAAAGAAUUAUCAGCUAUGUUAAUUAAAGAAGCUGAGUCAAGGUUACCAUUACAAUCAGAAAGUAGUGGAAGCGGUCUAGGCAUGACUCAAGAUUUAAAACCUAAAAUGGUUAAAAUGUUCCAAUCAUCAAAUAUUGCUAAACAAACCAUGUUUUGGAAAAAAAAUAACCAGUCUCAAUAAACAUAUUUUUAAGACUAUGCGGCAAAAACUUAAAUAUUUAGAGUAUUAUUUGAGUAAUA